AUGUCCAGUCCUGUAAAAUACAAGCCUUUAAGUGAUGAUAUUUGUGAACCUAAAGCUACCUCAAGGGGAACUGAAAUAUAUGCUCCUGAAGAUGUAUAUCUUAAAGCUAAUAUCCCAGUAAUUAUUAAGAGUAAAAUAAGCAUGUCUUUUGAUAAUUGUUAUUGUGCAAUUAUAACUCAUCCUGAAUACAGAACUCUUGGUGGUUUAAUUGAUUCUGAUUACAGAGGUGAUGUUGGUGUAAUUUUUUGUACUGCUAAAGACAUUUUUAUUAAGAAAGGUGAAUUACUUGGACUUGUUACUGUUUUGAAAAUUGAACAUCCUAUUUUUACUGAAAAUUCUGAUUCCUUUGGUAUUAAAACAAGUGAAGUUAGCAUUGGAAAAUAA
Hepatospora eriocheir is the source of this 384-nucleotide messenger RNA. NCBI's taxonomy places the organism in Eukaryota, Fungi, Microsporidia, Hepatosporidae. The record is from the annotation of a GenBank genome assembly.